GUAUCACCCCGCAUUUUUAUGCAAUACACCGCUCUUCAAAGAGGAUUAUACGGGUGCCGAGACAGCUGUACUACUUGAAAGCCCUUCUGUGUAGCAGCUAUGCAGCGCUGCCAUGGCUGGGUGGAGGUACACUCUGUCUCACUCUAUGGAACCACAUAACUAAGACAUCAUGAGCUGCCGAGAAAUGGUAGACGGAAAUAGUAAUGAGAACGAUUUGGUAGAGAACGAGAAAACUAUAAGAACCUCACGUCCAUCUAUUGAUGAUCGUCUUUCAGUCCAUCUACAAAUCACAGAAUCUCACAGCCUAAACAUUCUCAACUUUCAAUCUCCCAACUUUAAACGCCUCUUCUACCAAUAACCCCCACCACCAAACCGCCAUCAUGCAGUUCACUCAAAUCCUCGUUCUUCUCGCCGCCUCCUCGACGGCCUUUGCCGCACCUGUCGCAAGCACCAAGUCCAUGAUGGCUGCCAGCGCAGAAUGGACCAUCCAGAGCAUGAAGCGCGUCUGUGCCACCGACAACUCCUCUUGCACCUGGACCUUCGGCAUCUACGACGGCGUUGACGCAGCGACUGCAUGCACCUACGUUGUUACGGCUGAUAAUGCCUCUGAGGCUAACGGUGGUCCUUCCAACUGUGGUGUUUAUACUGUUACCUCGGGCUGGAGUGGGCAAUUUGGCGAGGGCAAUGGCUUCACUACCUUGUCUGUUGUUGACAACAACAAGCGCGAGAUCGUCUGGCCUGCUUAUACCGAUAAGCAGCUCGAGAGCGGCAAUGUGGUCACGCCUGACCAGAGCUACGCUCCUGCUGCUCUUCCUUAGAAGAUUGCUCGUGUUUACGACGCAAUGCUUGCCUCGCUUCUAGAUCAGCUCAAUACUAUACUUAAU
This is a messenger RNA of Talaromyces proteolyticus, 884 nucleotides long. RefSeq lists its product as uncharacterized. The record is from RefSeq and is a predicted model, not a curated record. Bases 381 to 818 code for a protein of 145 amino acids. The transcript has a single exon. NCBI's taxonomy places the organism in Eukaryota, Fungi, Ascomycota, Eurotiomycetes, Eurotiales, Trichocomaceae.